Molecule: messenger RNA, 915 nt
Organism: Dioscorea cayenensis subsp. rotundata (Guinea yam)
Lineage: Eukaryota; Viridiplantae; Streptophyta; Magnoliopsida; Dioscoreales; Dioscoreaceae
Exons: 2
Coding region: 1-915 (304 amino acids)
Molecular function (GO): zinc ion binding
Source: RefSeq, a predicted model, not a curated record
AUGACUUGCUUGGAUGGACGGUUAGGAUUGGAGUCAAAGUCAGAAAAGCCCAUGUGGGGGGUGUUAGGUGGUGGAGUAGGUGAGGAUGGAGUGCGACAUGGCAAGUCAUUGAAAGAACGGUGCUGGUCUAUAUUAUCGAGAAUUGCGUUUUCAUGUGCUGAAAAAGAAUUCGAUGACGUUGUUGCCGAUCUGUUAAACACAUCGGCGGAUGCACAUCAAUGGUUGAUGCAGAAAUCCGAUCUGGCGCACUGGGCGAACUACAUGUUCAAAGGUGAGAGAUGGGGGGAGAUGUACUCAAAUGUGGUGGAGUCAUUUAGUGCAUGGAUAAAAGAGGCACGCCACCUCCCUGUCACAAACAUGGUAGACUCGAUAAGGUUUAAGCUGAUGGGCAUGUUGUGUCAUCGACGUGAACAAUCUCACAGAUGGGAGAGACGUCUAUGUCCUGUCAUACAUCGAAAGAUUGAGGAACUUGUUGAAAAGUCACACAACCUACUAAUCGGCCGUUCCGACAAUGACCAUUUUGAAGUGGUUGACCAGAAGAACUACUGCAUCAGUUUGAACGCUCGGACAUGCUCAUGUCGUAGGUGGCAGGUAUAUGGCAUUCCAUACAAACAUGCAUGUGAGGCAAUACUGCAGACAGACACAAAUAUUUAUCGAUAUGUCGAUGACUACUUCACAUUGGACUCUUACCGACAAGCAUAUGCAGAAGCCAUAUUUCUAGUACCAAAUAAUGACAAACCAGAUGAUAUCAACCGUGAACUGCUUGUGCGCCCUCCAAUCACCAAGAAGUCAGUUGGUCGGCCAAGACGGAAGCGUAUGGAGUCGCAAGCAUCAAUCGUUCGCGAAUUACGAUGCAGCCGUUGGCAUGAUGCUAGUCAUAACUGUAGAUCCUGUAAUGCAUCGAUAGCUGACUGA